ACCAUCAGGGACUGCUGUAUGAAAGGUUCAGCUCCUGAGGCUGCAAAAGUGGUGUCAACCAUAAGGAGCGCUGUGUGAUAUGGUAGGGGAUGUCUCCAGUUGUGGGUACUGUGUGUCUGGGCAGUAAUGGGGUUGUCACCUGCAGGGGGUGCUGUGUGAUGGGGCAUUGAGUUUGCGGUUGUUGUGUGAUGGGGCAUUAAGUUUGGGGUUGUUGCCUGCAUAGGGUGAUGUGUGAUGGGGCAUUGAGUUUGGGGUUGUUGCCUGCAUAGGGUGCUGUGUGAUGGGGCAGGGGUUUUUCUCCUGCAGGAGGUACUGUAUGACAGGCUCAGCUUCUGCGGUAUGAAAGUUGGCGGAGGAUGGUCUGUAACCAGGAUAGACUUUCACCAACUUGGGGCACUGUGGGACUCCAUCUCCAGGAGUAGAAGAGGGGAGGGGGUCUAUAAGUCUCCUCUGCUGCUGAAAUCUUAGGGUAUAUUCACAUAAUGGAAACCUCUGUUGUGUGACCCAAGGAGCAUGCUUCUGCUGCAUACUUUGAGCUUGUAUUUGGCAGAUCUGGAUGCAGCUCCAUUCAGUAGGGCUCAUCCCACUCCAGGCCACACCUUGUGGUUUUCUCAUUGUGAAAUGUCAUUUAUUUUUUCACAACAUUGAUUCAAAUACCAAUAUGAAUUAUGGGUCUGAUUUCCUGUUAUAUAUCUAGUUGUGGAUCCAGAUGUGGGACAAGAUAGAAGCAAGAUUGCUGAGAGUACCUUAGGGUCUGAGCUGGGAAGGGAGAAGGAUGUAGUCUGGGUCAAUAACUUUACAUUAUAUGGCUUUUUUUAUCUUUCACACAUAAGUUGCAGGAAGACACGUGCUGCCCAUAAAGUCCUCUGAUGGUGCCCAGGAAGACUUGCAGCCAGUGCCUACUGAAUUAGUUUGCUGGUUAGACAUGUCUACCAUCAGAAGAUGCCGAGAUAAAUCUACACUAGUAGCCAUACCAUGAGGUGGAACGGCCAGAACUUAUUGUGAAAAUUGCAAACAAACAGGAGCUAAAACAGCUGGAGCUUAUUGGUUUUAGCUCCAUUGGUUGUCAAACUAUCCAAUCAGAACAUUCCCUCAGUUUGGCUGCUUGUGACUGAAGAGAAACUGCUUAAAGAGUACCUGUCACCAAAUAAAUGUUUCUAAACUAACUCAGGCUAUGUUCCCUAACUACUCCUAACACCCCUCCCGCCGUUAAAAAUGUAUUCAGAGCAUUAAAAAGCUGUGUAUCUUACCAUUUUUCUUGCUCACAUAGUGAAAUCUCCCAGCAGGAGAAAGUGGGCGUUCCCUAGAAGGCAUAACAUCACUGGAGCCUGCUGGGGAACCACUUCCGCCCUCACAUCAUUGCAAUGCUGUAAUGAAUAGAAGACCUCAGGCUCUGUGCAGCUUUCAUUCUGUGCAGCUUUCAGUGAAGCUCUGUACAGCGACAAGCACUUCUUGAGUUUGGUCACCUGCGAGGCUGGAGGGAGACAAAACUCACUUUAUUAAUUGCAGCAGGGACCAGAACAGCGCCAAAUAGUGGCCAAUUUUUCGAUUACAUUUUAAACAUAUUUAUGUUGAUAAUUUUAAAAGCAAGUGAAUGGGAAAGCGUCUGCUAAUUACACAAGGAACAUUAUAUAAAAAGUUUUCUGGUGACAGGUACUCUUUAAAUGGAAGAAAGCCCCAGAUAAAAUGUUUUUACAACCUGCUAGAGAUCUCAAGCUCCUUUACGGAAUUCAUGUCGUAGACUUUUGAUUGGAAGAUUACAAAGAAGCAGCGGAAAUCCCAAUUCAUGGUGAUCCUCUGCAGUACGGUGUGACGAUGACAGGUGCCUGAUAUUGGAAAUGGAGACAAGUGCCACUCGAAUUCCUCCACAAUGGAUGCAAGGUAUACACAAGCCUAGAUCCCAGUCUUUCCAUCCAGUUUUUCUGGUUUCAUUCCAAACAUCCAUCCUGGUGAUAUGACCCGGCCAGGACUUCCCAUGAGACUCUACAAGAGGUGGAGUCCCCAAUGCCUGUAAUCCCCAUUCCUCGCCGCGUUCGGUCAUUCCACGGGCCUCAUACCACCUGCUUGCAUUCUGCCUGCGGACCGGUGCGGACUACCCAUUUGGUGCGCACCAAGUACAACAACUUUGACAUCUACCUAAAGUCCAGAUGGAUGUAUGGGUUCAUCCGCUUCCUGCUGUACUUCAGCUGCAGUCUUUUCACUUCCAUCCUCUGGGUGGCACUCUCUAUCCUGUUUUGCCUUCAGUAUCUGGGCAUCCGAGUAUUCCUGCGCUUCCAAUACAAACUGUCCAUCAUCCUGCUGCUGCUAGGGCGGAGGCGGGUCGACUUUAGCCUCAUGAACGAACUGCUUAUUUAUGGGAUUCACGUAACCAUGCUGCUUGUCGGUGGACUGGGGUGGUGUUUUAUGGUGUUUAUAGAUAUGUAAAUAGAUGCAUGCGGACGGAAAACGAUGUUCCUUGGCAGUUUAAGUACGAGUCGGUCUUGUUUUUGUUUUAUUUAUCAAUGCAAGAGUAGUCUUUUUUUAAUAAAGGCAUGUAAAUACACGUCAAGUUGCCCGGCAGUG
Hyla sarda is the source of this 2562-nucleotide messenger RNA. It is a transcript of the gene TMEM250, whose product is annotated as transmembrane protein 250. The coding region runs from base 2005 to 2424 and encodes 139 amino acids. The transcript is spliced from 2 exons. Lineage: Eukaryota; Metazoa; Chordata; Amphibia; Anura; Hylidae. The record is from RefSeq and is a predicted model, not a curated record.